AUGUCUAUCACGUCAAUCAGCGGACUUUUGUCCAACUACUCGCGCUUGUCGGACUCCAGUCCCUCGGACGAGAAAGAUCCCCAUCUGCACAUGCGACCAGAUAUCGAAGCUGGCACGACAACCCAGAAGAAUGACGAGCGGAAGACGUGGCGCUUCGUCGAUGGCCGAACAGUUUCCGACGCUAUUAUCGGUCUGUCAGACGGCAUGACGGUGCCGUUUGCUCUCACGGCCGGGUUGUCUGCCCUGGGCGACACCAAGGUGGUUGUCUUUGGUGGAAUGGCCGAGCUCAUCGCGGGGGCCAUUUCAAUGGGACUGGGUGGAUACCUGGGUGCAAAGAGCGAAGAGGAAUCCUACAAAGCCACAUUAAGGGAAACCCAGGACCAGAUGGUGACCGACCCGGCCUCGGUCACAACUACCAUCUCCGAUAUCUUCGAGCCGUACGAUCUGCCCUCGGAGCUGGUCAGCCAGCUCACCACCCACCUGUCGUCGUCGCCCAUGCUCCCGUCCUUCCUCAUGAACUUCCACCACACGCUCCCCGAACCCUCAGACUCGCGCGCCGUCAUCUGUGCCUUGACUAUUGCACUGGGUUACUUCAUCGGCGGAUUCGUGCCCCUGGUGCCGUACUUCUUUGUCGGACCGACCGAUGCCUUCCUCGCCCUGCGCUGGUCCAUCGCCACCAUGGUCGUUGCCUUGUUUCUGUUUGGGUAUGGCAAGACCUGUUUCGUGAGCGGCUGGACAGGCCGUCGCAAUGUCCGCAAGGGCCUUGUUGGCGGUCUGCAGAUGGUGCUGGUGGGAGGUGUGGCGGCCGGGUCUGCGAUGGGGUUGGUUAAAGGAUUCCAGGUGUUGGCGCAGAGAUCGGAUGACGGGAAACAUGAAUAA
This is a messenger RNA of Penicillium alfredii, 879 nucleotides long. Its product is annotated as VIT1/CCC1 transporter family protein. The record is from RefSeq and is a predicted model, not a curated record. Gene Ontology annotation, biological process: intracellular manganese ion homeostasis. Gene Ontology annotation, molecular function: manganese ion transmembrane transporter activity; iron ion transmembrane transporter activity. Lineage: Eukaryota; Fungi; Ascomycota; Eurotiomycetes; Eurotiales; Aspergillaceae. Gene Ontology annotation, cellular component: fungal-type vacuole membrane. The transcript is spliced from 2 exons. The coding region runs from base 1 to 879 and encodes 292 amino acids.